Puccinia graminis f. sp. tritici CRL 75-36-700-3 is the source of this 2385-nucleotide messenger RNA. Its product is annotated as homoaconitate hydratase. Lineage: Eukaryota; Fungi; Basidiomycota; Pucciniomycetes; Pucciniales; Pucciniaceae. The transcript has 5 exons. The record is from RefSeq and is a predicted model, not a curated record. Gene Ontology annotation, molecular function: homoaconitate hydratase activity; 4 iron, 4 sulfur cluster binding. Gene Ontology annotation, biological process: L-lysine biosynthetic process. The coding region runs from base 23 to 2251 and encodes 742 amino acids.
ACCACCAACAAAAACCGCCAGGAUGUUCAGAUUGACUUCAACCAAACUCAGAACGAGAAUACCACUACUACAGCAACAGCAACAGCAACUCAGACGGGGCCAGUCAACAAGUAGCAACCAACAGACACUGAUCGAGAAGAUUGUACAGAAGUAUGCUUACCAACAACCAGCAAACAAGAGGAUCAGAUCAGGAGAUUUCAUCGUGCUCAAACCAGAACAUGUCAUGACCCACGACAACACCUCACCAGUCAUCAACAAAUUCAAAUCGAUCGGAGCUUCAAAGAUCGAUAACCCUCGUCAACCAGUCUUCACCAUCGACCAUGACGUCCAGAAUAAAUCUCCUGAAAACUUGAAGAAAUAUUCUAGGAUAGAGGCCUUUGCUCAUCUACAGGAUGUCGACUUCUUCCCCCCAGGAAGGGGUAUCGGCCACCAAAUUAUGGUUGAGGAGGGAUACGCUUUUCCUGGCUCACUCAUGGUCGCAUCCGAUUCCCAUAGUAACAUGUACGGAGGGAUAGGUUGUGUGGGUACCCCGGUAGUCAGGACAGACGCAGCGGCGAUUUGGGCUACACAGCGGACUUGGUGGCAAGUACCAGAGAUCGUCAAGGUGGAACUAAAAGGACAACUACCACUUGGCGUGACAGGGAAGGAUAUCAUUGUUGGUCUAUGCGGAAAUUUCAACCAAGACGAGGUACUGAACACGGCGAUUGAGUUCGUGGGCGAGGGUGUGAAGAUGCUGAGUAUCGAUGAACGGCUAGCGAUCGCGAACAUGACGACAGAAUGGGGCGCAUUGGCGGGUGUGUUCCCGAUCGAUAAGACGCUAAUUGAGUGGUACUACGAUCUCCUGGCGAAGCGGGAGGCCUUGGCGGAGAUCAAGACCCACUCUGGCCCACCUCCCUCACACCCCCGUCUAUCUCUCGAAAGGAUCAAGGCUCUCGGGCGUGUUGGCGAAGAGCUCAGAGCGGACGAGGAUGCAUACUACUCCAAGACACUGACGCUCGACCUCAGCACACUUGUCCCACAGGUAUCAGGGCCAAACUCAGUAAAGCUGUCAACUCCGUUGCCUGAGCUGGAGGCCCGAGAGAUCGCGAUUCAAAAGGCCUAUCUAGUCUCCUGUGUCAACUCGCGGCUUCCAGAUUUAGCGGCGGCGGCGGAGGUGAUGAAGGGAAAGCGAGUGGCAGACGGGGUAGAUUUUUACAUCGCUGCGGCAUCCUCAGUCGUUCAGAUGGAAGCCGAACGGGCCGGUAUUUGGUCCACCCUGGUCGCCGCCGGUGCCAAGACUCUGCCUGCAGGAUGCGGCCCUUGCAUCGGGCUCGGCGUCGGCCUGCUUGAGAAGGGCGAAGUGGGGAUCAGCGCGACCAACCGCAACUACAAGGGGCGGAUGGGUCACCCCCUCGCACAGGCUUAUCUGGCCAGUCCUGCCGUUGUGGCCGCGAGCGCGGUAGCCGGCAAGAUUUGCGGCCCAAACGCCUCCUCUGUCCCCUCCGAUCCCUCCAACUUCAAGCCUCAGAUAAAGAUCGUCGAACAUCCCAAGCCGACGAGGAUCUCCUCGCCCUACAAAGCCGACGCCCAGUCGACUGAGCCUCUGUUACCCAACUUCCCCGCCGUCUUCGGAGGCCCACUAGUCUUUGCCCCCGCCGAUAACAUCAACACCGACGGGAUCUAUCCCGGUAAAUACACCUAUCAGGACGAUAUCACACCGGAGCAACAGGCGGAAGUAGUGAUGGAGAACUAUGACCGUUCAUUUGCUCAGACUGUACGAGACUUAUACCCCUCUUCUUCUACCGAAACCCUGCCACUUCCCAACGACAAGAAUCUUACAGCUCGAGCCCACCGAAGCCGGCUCACCGGGAACGGCGUAGUGCUCGUGGUGGGACGGAACUUCGGCACAGGCUCGUCCCGAGAACAGGCCGCUACGGCGCUUAGGAACGCUGGAAUCCCAUUAGUAAUCGCAGCAAGUUUUGGAGAAAUCUUCAAACGUAACGCAAUCAAUAAUGGGCUAGUCUGUCUGGAAUCUAGAGAGCUCGUCCGGUUCUUGGAAACACAGUUCGCUGGACAAACUAAAGAUGGAUCUACAGUCGUUACUCAUUGGAAUUUAAGUCUGGAUGCUAGGUCUGGUAAACUCGAACUCUUCGAUCCUCAGCAUUCAUCUCUUAAAGAACCGGCUGUCUUUCAGCUUCAACCGAUUGGUAACUCUGUUCAAGAAAUUUUCGUUGCUGGUGGAUUGGAGGGAUGGGUCAAAGAACGGAUAUGAAUUUUGUGUUUCUCGCUUGUCAUUUCUUGCAAUUCAUAACUACGUAUGGAAGGAGACGGCGGAUUGAGGACAAUGAGGGUGUCAUUAUCAUCGUGAUCACCAUUCAAUACAUCGAACUGCUAUGAAUCUCGAAA